ACGUAGAUAUCUACUGUUUACUAGCAAGUAUACUGCAUUCGUUUUACCUUUGCUCCUUGACCCUUUUCCGCCGACAACAUGGAGGACUCCAGUGAAAAAGGUUUGCCAGCGCAACGCCUCACUGUGAAGCUGGAAGAUGGCGGCGCAGUACAUCCUCGGGCGUCUGCUGACAGUAACACGGCAAUAUCACAAGCAGCAGGCUUGCCAAUGGCCUUCCUGCCCCACGGUUACGCUCCUAUAGCGGCCUCAGCCCUCAGCAACAUUGAUCCAACCGCCGCUGCUCUGCUUGCUUCUGAUCCGACAUCGUCGGUUCGACAAUUCGAAGAGAAACAACAUCUUAUACAGAUGCAGCAGCAGCGAAUACAGCAGUUGCAGAAGCAGCAGCAGCAACUCGCCCAGACUUCUUCAGACCAGAGUUAUGGUGACACGGGCAGCAACCGAGGGUCACGACCAGUUUCUCCCUCGUCAGGACACGUAUCGGCCACUUCCAGUGCAGAAAACUUAAUGACGUUCGGACACAUGCCUAUGCGCGUGCCAAUGAUGCAGUUCAUCGGAGCCCAGACGUUGUCAUCAGGCUUCGCACAUGGUGUGAAUCCCGUGGGUAGGAUGAUGCCCCGCCAAGCACUGCAGCUGGCGGAAUCGGAGCAGAGGAUGGCGGCGGAACUGGCCGAGACAGCUUCUGCCGGUCGACCGUCCCGUCCAGUCACGCCGAGCACAACUAGCGCAGCAGCCGAUUCCACGGCUGCUGCAUCGGCGGUGCAUGGCUCUGUGUGCGGUGUGUGCGGGGAUCAGUCGCAGAACAUCCGAAAACACUACGGCGCGAAUAGCUGUGAGGCGUGCAAGUGCUUCUUCAGGCGCAGCGUUCAAAUGGACAAACAGUACCAGUGCCGUUAUUCCAUGAAGUGUCCGAUCGGUGUCGACAAACGAGUACGACACUGGUGCCAGUUCUGCCGAUUUCAAAAAUGCAUCACAGUCGGCAUGAAAAAGGAAGCUGUGAAGCUUCACAGAAACACAUUCCUGUCUUCUACCAGCGGCCGGAGUAGCCCGGUUACAACUGGAAAGGCCAUGGCGAGUGAGGCUAGCACGCAUCCACUGGCAGCUGUUAGUCCACCUCUUAGCUCGCCACCGCUCCAGUCCAAGUCACCGCGCAUGCGUGAUAUUCCAUCGGUGACCUCACCUCCGCUGAGCGGUGCCUUCGCCACCAACCCACCGUCUCCGAUGGAAUCCGAGGCACGAGCGGCGGACAGGAUUAAGGCGGAGUUGUCACCUGGCUUGCUGUCUGCCUCUAUUGAGGCUGCCAGUGCUGCAGCUGCUCCUGGGAGCACUUAUAUGCCUUCGUAUGCACCCCUACAUCAUCUUCUUCCGGAUGCUCCCGACCUGAUCCCGAGCUCUUCGUUGCACAUGGGAGGUGGUGACCGUGGUGCUGGCGGUAGUGGCAAUCCGCAGACCGGUCCUUCAAGCAGCUCCAGCCUAGGCAGUGAUGCAUUCCCCAUGCCGCCCAUGCCAAACGUUAACGUGCCCACGCCCGAGCGAGCAGCUGGCGAGGAGAACAACGAAGCGUCCGUGGAGGAGGUUCUGGAGACAUUCAAGCAUCGGAUACUGUGCCUAUUCCAGUGGUCUAAGCAGCAUGUUGUUGGUUUCUCUGACUUGAGUCCCGCUGAUCAAAAGUCACUGCUAAGGAGCUCUGUGGUGGAGAUUGUCAUGCUUGGGUUCGCAAAGAGGUCCAUUGGCUUCGACGGCUCCCUACAGCUGGUUACUGGGAAGAUGAUGUCACCAGGACACGUGAACCCCGGUGUCUCAUCUGUCGCCAAUCUUCUCAUUGACCGUGUGGUGAAGCCGCUGCGUCAGCUAAAUCUAAAUGACUAUGAGCACAUGCUACUGAAGCAAGUUAUACUAUUCAACCCAGUUUCGGCCGGUGUCCAAGAUAUUGAGACCGUGCGUAGCAUGCGCAAGAUCCGACUGAUCGAGCUGCAGGAGUACACGAGUGGCGCGGAGCCAGGUCGUAUGGGUGAGAUGCUGCUGCUCAUUCCACCGCUCUACGAGGUCAGCCAGGAGAUCGUCGAGCAGCUAAGACUGGAGCAGUUUGUCAACGACGGUGAGAUGCGCUUUGACGCUGUCCUGCUGAUGAGCAUCGUCAACGGUGAGGUCAGCCUGACGAAUGUGGACGCCACCGCAGACCCAGCAGUGAUUAUAACUCCACCCGCUUCCAAGCCACCGCCGUCGGUGAGUGCGGCACACCAUAACUCCAGAUCCACUGCACCGUCUCUUGACUUCUGAUUGGGCUUCUAGACUGCUAGUGUAGCUGAAUUGCUCAACUGGUGGCGCAACGGAAAGCUCUUGUCCUGACAAGUAGUUGGCUAGCAAGGAUCCAUACCGUGAUGCAAUGCUAAGCACCUGGAUCCUGCACCGCCGAACACCUCCUAUACUCUGCACAGGAGCCGUUGUGAGCAGAUCGCGUCUUCGGGGCUAAAGUAGCGUUUUCAAGAAAAAUCAUUUUAGUGACGAUGCCAUAGCUUGACUGCUCUCACACGUUAUGUAACUCCGAACACCUCCUCUAACGGACACAUAUUUCGCUUCCUGCUCUCAUCUUCAUUACCUUUGUCCAUUCAUAUUGACUGCAUACUGAUGAAGGUCAUGACCGGCACCAACGCCAACACCAGCUGCAUGCACUGACGUACCAUCAGUUUCUCCAUGGUGUUCGGUGGUUGGGCCUGAGAUGGGAGAUGCCUCUCCUGUGAUGGAAUGCUUUGCUGCUACUCCGACCACAGUGAGUCCCUCUAGCAUCUAGUCCCUCCGCCGGAUGGUUAUCGUUUUGCCACAGCCUCAAUGUGGUGCUGUAACGUUGACUCCAGACCUGAUCAGACAGUGGGGCUAUAAUGCCGGUCAAUCCUGGUCUGCGAGAAGCCGCAGUUCAGCUCUUCAAGUGACACUACUGUAUUGAUUCUAUCAGAUUAGUUUAUAAAUAGUUUUCUAGUAUUUCUUAGUCCGUAGAGUAGAGUAUGCACGCAUGCAUAUGGUGUGAGGCAUUGAUUUGUACCGGCGUGUCUUUGCCUGCAAUACUACGGCAUUGCUAUUACCGGUAUGGGGUUUUCGCCUAUACUGUGAUGCCUUCAAGUCACCAGGAACACUCACUUUCAACAGUCUAUUUCCUUGACAUUGAUUAGGAACUUUUUUCUUCUUUUUUAGACCAGGUUUUUCAAAUUCUUACCGGUACUUUCCGAGUUGCUUGAGCACAAGCAAGGUGCAUUCUAAUGUGAAAAUCCUGCCACCGGCCGGGAAUUCACUGUUGCGCAAAUGUCUCUGAGAAUGUGAACUGAAGACUUUUCAUGGCUUAUUUCUGUGGUUCUUUGGUUUUAUUUCGUAGUGUUUUAGUUUUGACUUUGUUGCCUUGUUUUGGCUGCACGCGCAGUCACGCUCGGCUUCUGUGCACCGUGGUCAUGAAACGCUUACGUCAGUGUCACGUGUCCAACAUUGUUUUGUGCGCAUGCUCGUAUGCUGCCACGAUGUUUGUCUUUUCUGGAGUUAUCAGUUUUGCCUCGUCGUGUCCGGUCUUCUUGUUUGUCCGUCUCCGUCUUUUAAAAGGAAUCAUGUCAGAACUUUUA
Sycon ciliatum is the source of this 3602-nucleotide messenger RNA. RefSeq names its product hepatocyte nuclear factor 4-beta-like. The record is from RefSeq and is a predicted model, not a curated record. The transcript has 8 exons. The coding region runs from base 79 to 2277 and encodes 732 amino acids. NCBI's taxonomy places the organism in Eukaryota, Metazoa, Porifera, Calcarea, Leucosolenida, Sycettidae. Gene Ontology annotation, cellular component: RNA polymerase II transcription regulator complex. Gene Ontology annotation, molecular function: RNA polymerase II cis-regulatory region sequence-specific DNA binding; zinc ion binding; nuclear receptor activity. Gene Ontology annotation, biological process: tissue development; hormone-mediated signaling pathway; regulation of transcription by RNA polymerase II.